This is a messenger RNA of Neoarthrinium moseri, 1176 nucleotides long. RefSeq lists its product as uncharacterized. Gene Ontology annotation, molecular function: glucan exo-1,3-beta-glucosidase activity. Gene Ontology annotation, cellular component: extracellular region; cell surface. Bases 1 to 1176 code for a protein of 391 amino acids. Lineage: Eukaryota; Fungi; Ascomycota; Sordariomycetes; Amphisphaeriales; Apiosporaceae. The transcript has a single exon. Gene Ontology annotation, biological process: glucan catabolic process. The record is from RefSeq and is a predicted model, not a curated record.
AUGCUUCUUUCGAAAGGCUUCCUGGUCCUUGGAGCAUUAUCUCCUGCGGUAGCCAUCAGCUGCACUAAAACACCUCCGACAUACCUGGACUGGAAAACGUACAAGGGAAACGGAGCAAAUCUCGGAGGAUGGCUCGUCCAAGAGCCAUUCAUCGACACGGAAUUCUGGUCGACAUAUUGUGGAAGCGAAGUCUUGGAUGAGUGGACGUGCUGUGCAAACUUGGGCACACAAUGCGGGUCAGUGCUGGAGCAGCGAUACGCGACUUGGAUCACCCCUGCAGACAUUGAUGUCCUUGCAUCAGGAGGUGUAAAGGUGCUGCGCAUGCCUACAACUUACGCGGCUUGGAUUGAGCUUCCCGGCUCUCAGCUGUACCAUGGCAACCAGAAGGGCUACCUAUCAAAUAUCGCCAAUUAUGCGAUUGCGAAAUACGGCAUGCACAUCAUUAUUGAUCUUCAUGGGCUUCCUGGUGGCAUAAAUAAUGGCACGAUUGGAGAAAGAGUAGGCGGGCUUGAUUGGUUUUACAAUCAGACAGCUUUCGACUGGUCUUUGAAGGCAGUCGACGCAGUGAUCGACUUCAUACGGAAAACGGGGCACCCGGAGUCGUUCACACUGGAACCGAUCAACGAGCCUAUGGACUUACCUGACCUCGUCGGCCAGCCAUCAUCACUCAGCGAAGAGGCGGCAUCAUGGCUGCUGAAGUAUUUCAACGCCGUUGUCAACCGAGUGGAGGCUGCAAACCCCAACAUCCCGGUCAUGCUUCAGGGGGCUUUCAAGACCGUUGAUUACUGGUCUGCCAACUUCACAGAAGGCAAGAACAUUGUAUUUGAUAUGCACUACUAUUAUUUCGCGGGUCGUCCUGUAGGAUCAAGCAACGUUACCGACUUUAUCUGCAACGAUGCUAAAGAGGCGCAAGGUUCCGGAAAGUUCCCGGUCUACACUGGCGAAUGGUCCAUCCAAACUUUAUACAAUAACACACUUGCUAGUAGAGCAGAAAUCAUCAAUGCUGGUCUGUUUGCCUGGGGAAAGUACACUCAGGGAAGCAGUUUUUGGACCGGUCGGUUUACUGGUAACACAAGUGUCAAUGGAGAAGGAACUCAAGCAGAUUACUGGAGCCUUGAAGCCCUGAUCAAGUCCAAUCUCAUUCAGUCACUGGUCAACUCAGAUUACUGUUCGUAG